AUGGCACCGUCCUCAUCCUCAUCUUCGUCGGCGUACGCGUUCAAGCCGGGCGGAUCGCUCAAGCUUAAGGGCGAUGACGGCAAGAAGGAUAAGAAGAAGCACGCAACCGUCGCUGAUUCCUCGACGGCGACCCGCUCUUCCAAGCAGAAGCAUGUCAGGGAUCACAGCAACGACGAGCAGGAAGACGACCUUGCAAGAUUGGAAGGAGAGGUAGGCAUGGGCUUGACAACGGAGGGGAGGAAGAUGACCGAGGCGGAGCGCAAGUUUGAGGAAGUUCGCAGGAAGCGUCUUCACCAACGCAUCGCAAAGGAAGCGCGCACGUCUCACAAAGAGAAGGUCGAAGCGUUCAACAAGUAUCUCGGGUCGCUUUCGGAACACCACGACAUUCCCAAGGUUGGACCUGGUUAG
Messenger RNA from Pseudozyma hubeiensis SY62, 408 nucleotides. RefSeq lists its product as hypothetical. Gene Ontology annotation, cellular component: nucleolus. NCBI's taxonomy places the organism in Eukaryota, Fungi, Basidiomycota, Ustilaginomycetes, Ustilaginales, Ustilaginaceae. The coding region runs from base 1 to 408 and encodes 135 amino acids. The record is from RefSeq and is a predicted model, not a curated record. The transcript is spliced from 2 exons.